CCCACCUCCCCUCCCCUCCCCCGACUCCACCCAGACUCCACCUUGGCUCCAUCCAUGUGGUCAAAUUAUUAGGAAUCAAAUCAAAUCAAACUUUAUUUAUAUAGCACCUUUCAUCCAUUUAAGAUGCAACACAAAGUGCUUCACAAAAUAAAAGAAUGAAACAACAAAAAGGAACAGAAUCUACGACAUCAAAGGGACGACGAAUUUAUUUCUUUUUAUCUGAUCUGUAGCUCAAUGAGUUAAGGGUUUGCCUAUGGAGGUGCUGGUUGCUGGUUCAAGACUGGACCCUUCUUAAAUUUUUGGAAAAACUUAGACAGACAAAGAAAAAAGCCAGUGCUGAGUCUUGAACCUGCUACCUUUUACUUGGUAGUCACUUUUCUUAUCCCCCUAAGCUACUCACUCAGAUACUAAUGCUUCUUUUUUUUUGCGCAUUUAUCAUCUAUUUUUUGUCGUUUUUGAGGGUUUUUUUUAACUCGAGUCUCGACUUGACCGUUUUUCUCAGAAGGAUAGACUUCAGCCUUUGUGCUGGAGGAUUGAACCCUUAGUUCCAAGACUUUCCAAAGCCUCCAGACCUCCUGAGUCCUCAGAACCUGAGCUUUCACACAGUCUGUCCCACAGUCGAUCUCUGUUAGAUUUAACUUUCAGACCGUCCAAGGACUGAUAUCUUCUAAGUUCCUGAGUAGAUCCCUGUUAGUUUGAACCUUUCGACAGUCUGAGGGCUGAAGUUUUAAAAGUUUCUCAGUUUGAACUUUCUGGUUAACAGAAGCCUUAAAACUUGUGACCAUGAGUCUUGAUUUCACAUUUAGAACAUCCAUCUGUGUUCUUUUCAGACCUUCACCUGUGGGUUCCUUAAAAAUCCUGAACAAACUUUGAUUCUCUUCACUGAACAGUAAAGUUUGUGGAGAUCAGAAGGUAACAUUAGUUUGAUCGAUGCCUUCAACUACUAGUAGACUUUAUCUGGAAAGCAGUUUUCUGAAAUGAGUUCUUAGUAAAUCUGUCCACAAUUAAACCAAGAACAUAGAAAGAGGAAAUGUUUGAAGAAACAACUUGAUGUUUUCAUUUCAGACUAGAAAACGCUUUAAGACCUUUAUCUGUUUUUGCCCUUUUUGAUCGUUGAAUUGUCUUUUCUGUUAAAUUUGAUCUUCUAAAGUGUAACUGGUGUCUUUUCAAAUGUUUUGUCUUUAGUUUGAUUCUUCUUAAAUGUUUAGUUUUGCUCUUUUGUCACCUUUUAUUCUUUUCUAAUGUCUGAUUUGAUUUUAAAUUGUUUUGUCUUUUUAAUAUUUAAUUGUUGUGUUUUCAAAUGUACACUGUAGCAAAUGUGCAGUUUCAUAACUUCAUUGACACGCAUGCGCCACACGCGGCAACGACAACAACAAUGGGGGCGUACAGUGUAGCAAAUGUGCUGAUGAAGCUAGUGACCCUACUAUCCCUGUUGCAGCAAAAAUCUCCUUCUUCUCAAUCACCACCGAGUUGAACAAACAAUUAUCGAGGACACAUUACGGCACUUUAUGGUUACACCCCGGAAAAGGACCCACUGUUUUUCCUUCUGUUUGCGGGUGUUUCCGUCGUAUCGUUACAGCGCCCCUAGAAAUCUGGCGUGUUUACAGCGUUUCCAUGUGUAUCGAGUGCAUUCAUGUAGACGCACACAUUUUCUGAGACGCCUUCAUCUUUAUGACGAUCGUUUUUGAAACUGUUAAGCGUUUUGUCUUCAUGUGGACGGGGCCUGAGUAUUCCCUUCAAAAUCCUCAAAGAGACCUGAGGGACUGGUUAAAAGGAAUAUUCCACCUAAAACCUCAACUGGGGCAGUAUGUGUAGCAGCGACAGCAGAAAGAGGUCCUCUCUGGGUGGAAGAACCUCGUCCGAGUGGCAGCUCCCUUUCUGCUCUUACCUUACUCACUAAACUCUAGUGCCAUGGAGGACUCGAGUAGUUGACUUUUCCUGCUGCAACCUUCUCUUUUUCAGCUUUCUUCCACGUCCGAUCACUCCCGACCUGGUUUUUGUUGACGUUUUUGACUUUUUUUCCAAGCUUUGACCAAUCCGAGAACAUGAAGUACAUCAUUGGCAUCGGCAGCAUAACCGAUGGAGGGAAAACCACCCUCACCAACCGCCUGAUCAAGAACCUGUCCAACUGCUGCGUGGUCCAUCAGGAUGACUUCUUCAAGCCCCAAGAUCAAACUGAAGUUAGUGACGAUGGCUUGAAGCAGUACGAUGUCAUCACUGCUCUGGACAUGGACGCCAUGAUAAGUACGAUCUUCGCGUGGCUGGAGAACCUGGUGAAGUUUGAGAAGUCUCAUGGCGUUAAUAACACCCUGGACACAGAGAUGGUCCCAAAGUCCGACCACAAGGAGGAGGAGGAGACUCACAUCCUCAUUGUGGAGGGCUUCCUGCUUUACACCUACAGGCCUUUGAUUGACGUGCUAAACCAGUGUUACUUUAUUACCAUCCCGUAUGAAGAAUGCAAAAAGAGGAGGUGCUCGAGGAAGUACACGGUGCCAGAACCCCCCGGCCUGUUUGAUGACCACGUCUGGACCAUGGACCUGCAACACAAGAACAUCUGCUCACUGGGAAAGAUUAUUGAGCGCAGCUUUUUGUGAUUUCUAUGCAGAACACUAUGAUGUUUGCUGAGCUGUGAACUAUUAAAUGAUUUAAGAAUAUAGAAUAUUGUUACUGUUUAUUAUUGUUCUCAGGUUUACUGUUAAAUGUAUAGAGAGUUGCUUACUGUAUUUUAUUGUAUUUUAAAAUUUACAUUCCUGCACAGAACAUUUCAGAUUAUUUUACCACAGAUCAAGGGUACAGAUUGUUGUUGUUCACUGCGUAUUGGGUAGUAUUCACUUUGAUUUAGACUGAUUAGCAUACAGAACCCUAUGAUGUUUCUGGUGUACAACUGAGAACUAGUUGCUAAAAGUACAGAAUAUUAUUUCUUAUUUUAGGUGUGAUAAUCGUCAGUAAACAUUCUAAGAAGUGGAAAUUCACAGAGUUGUAUAUAGUGCUGUUCUUGCACAAUAUUUGUCACUUAAUUGCCCUCAGGAUACUGUCGUUGAGCUUAUUAGUUUUACAUUACAGGCAGAUGCUGCAGCUGAUGAUGUUGUAAUUCACAUAAACAAGGAAACAAGUCCAUCAUAAUUUGAAUGUCAACAGUCCACAAUGAAAAGGUAAUAUAUGGCUUUCCUAAUGGGUUAAAAAGCCCCCCCCAAAAAACCCCAUGAAAAAUACUUUGUAAAAGCAAGAGGUCGGUAGCAGCUUAACGAAAAUUAAUCUGGAUCCGCCCCUGCAGACAAUGAACCGCUGUCACAGUCUAGCUGUGAAAUUAAAAAUAGGCAGCUGCUUCAGACUUGGGAUUAUCAAGAAAAAUCAUAAUUUCUUGACAUCAACAUUAACAUCAAUCCCUAUAGCAGACAUUCAAGAAAGACACCCAUGUUAGCUUUUUAGCACGAAACUCAAAGAUGAACUUUGCUAAGGAACAUAAAAAAGACGCCUGACAAAAUUGGGAGCGCGCUCUUUGAUCAGAAGAGACUGGAGUAAAUUUGUUUGGUUCAGAUGGAGUCCAGCAUGUUUGGUGUGAACCUGGUCAGGACUACCACAGCGAAUGCAUCGUCCUGAUAGUGAAGCACGGAGAUGGAAGCAUGAUGAUAUGGGGCUGCAUGAGUGUAAAAGGUUUUGCAGAGACGACAUUUAGAGCAGGACAACCCCUCCAGCAAAGAAUGUUCCUGCAGACAUUCGCUAUAAAUGUUGAAAAAGACUGAGUCUGUCAUCAAAAAUCAAGGUGGACAUAAAGGAUUUGACUUUUGUUGCAUUGAGUUCCUACUGUCUGGCCUAUUUUUUUUUUAAUAAAGUAAAUCUAAACUGUUAACUUUAAUUUUACACGAGAGAAAACACUGAACUGUUCAACUGAGAAGUGAUGCAUCUAUUGAGCGGUGAUACAAGUUUGAAUCAUUUGACAUUUGAGUGAUAUUGCACAGGGCUGUACUCACCUCUGCUGAAUACAA
This is a messenger RNA of Acanthochromis polyacanthus (spiny chromis), 3986 nucleotides long. RefSeq names its product nicotinamide riboside kinase 2-like. The transcript has a single exon. Bases 2046 to 2594 code for a protein of 182 amino acids. Gene Ontology annotation, cellular component: cytoplasm. Lineage: Eukaryota; Metazoa; Chordata; Actinopteri; Pomacentridae. The record is from RefSeq and is a predicted model, not a curated record.